AUGAUCAUUGGUGAUCGUAUGGCUAUAUGUGUUACUGCAAAUAUAAAUGAUCGUUUAUUAGUUGGUAAUCGUGAUAGUGAAUUGUGUAUUGUAAUAAAUGAUCUGGAAGAAGAAGAUGAUCGGUUUAAUGAAGAGUUGCUGUUAGGUAUUCGAUUCGACAUUCCAAAUAACAUUGAAGUAACUGAUCGAGUAUCAGAUGAAUUUUAUUCUUAUUUUCAAGAUGUAGCAAAACAAAAUACGUUGAUUUAUGAAAAAGUUUUUGCUACAAUGAAAACUCAACAAACAUUGAAAGGUAUUCAAGGAUUUGUUAUCGAAUAUCUAAUAUAUUUUCUUAAUAAAGAAAAUUAUUUACCUAGCAUGAGAACUCGUGAAAAUGAUAGUUUAUCAAAUCGAACAGGAGCAUCAUUAUCUCCAUCAAUAGGUGAUGCACCAGCUGCUAGUCCUGAACAAUCUUAUAUAUUAGAUUUAAUACACAUAACAAAUGCUCAUCUUGAUAAUAUGGAUAUUAUUCAACAUUCAUCAUCAUUUUAUUGUGAUCAAGAUAAUAGUUCUAUUCUAUCGAUUUUAUUAAAUAAUAUAUCGAUUAAUAAACAACCAAUUAAAUCAAAUUGUUUAGAUUUUGAAAAUACAGAAAAAUAUCUUGAAGAAAAUCAAUGUGAUUGUUGUCGUCAAUAUAUUGAAAAUGAGAAAUUAACUAUUAAUGAAGAACAAGAUGAUGAUAAUAUACUAAAAAGAAAGUCAAAAAUGUCAAUAUAUAUGAAUAAAUUUAUAUGGUCUUAUUGGAAUAAAUUUCAAAAAUCUAUAUCAAAUUUUGUUGCAGGAAAAUAUUUUCAUCGUAUUGUAUUAUCAGCUAUUGUUAUAAAUACAUUAUCAAUGGGUAUUGAAUAUUAUGAACAACCUCAAUCAUGA
Messenger RNA from Rotaria sp. Silwood1, 909 nucleotides. NCBI's taxonomy places the organism in Eukaryota, Metazoa, Rotifera, Eurotatoria, Philodinida, Philodinidae. The record is from the annotation of a GenBank genome assembly.